Brassica rapa (field mustard) is the source of this 2866-nucleotide messenger RNA. Its product is annotated as mitochondrial inner membrane protein OXA1. The record is from RefSeq and is a predicted model, not a curated record. NCBI's taxonomy places the organism in Eukaryota, Viridiplantae, Streptophyta, Magnoliopsida, Brassicales, Brassicaceae.
GACUGAAUGAGCAGUCCAACUCGCCCGUUCGGCAAGUUGGAUCAACAGGUCUACCUUCAUCCCGUCCUCGUAGCUCCCUCUUUCGAGACCAGAUCGAACUUGCUCUUGUUCUAUCUCGAUCAGAGUCACUGUUGGAACUUUACGAUUUAAAAACCGCAAGAACUCGUUUUCUCGUAUAAAUUCGAAUUGAUCGUAUAAAAUGGCAACAGUUAACUAAAUACCUUGAACUACCUCCACUAUACGAGAAAUUCAAUUAUUUCGGAAUCGACGUCGUUUCGGAAGCGAUCUUUCGAUAAAUUGUAAAAAUGCUUAAGUCGAAAACGGUCUGAAAUGGUCCACAACGUGAUUAAAAGCCCACUCACGACUUUAUACGAAAUUAAGCCCAAUCGUUAUGACGGUUUAUCUUUUAUUCUGCAGGAGAAGAUAAAUGUCAAGUUCGGAGGAUAAAUGUGAAGUUUUCAAAGAUAAACACGAAGAUCGAAGGAAAAUAUAAUAUUUCCGCGAAGCGAUAAACUCGACCGAGGGCAGAAAGGGAAAGAGCAAACUGCCUCUAGGAGGAGUAUAUAAGGACAUCGAGGUUGAAGAGGCAAAAGACAAUUCUUUUUACUCUUAGAACUCUCUGCACUUAGAAACUUUAGGCAUUAUUCUCGACAUGUUCUGUUUCUAUGAAUGGCACUCGAUUACUAGACGAACUCGCAAAGGCAGUUUGAUCUCUUGCUCUACUCUUUCAAUCGAACUACAUUCAGCUUGAUCCUCGAAAUGGGUACGUAGGCAGCCUUUCACAAGGUUCAGUCCGAUAUCAAUCAAAACAUUUUUCAUAUCUUUUUUGUCUUCUGAUAUCGAGUUACGACUCAACUAUGUUUAAGGUUUUAGGUUGCUAUAACUAGGUAAUUCUCUGACAGCUCUUGCGGCCAAAGUUUUUAUAAUCUCUUGUAAUGAUCACAACGCUCUUAUGCGGAUUCGAAAUAAGAUUUACAUUUUCUAUAAAUUCGUUUUGUUAUCUUUUCAUAUUUUCCGCAUUUAUUUGGUCACUUGUCGUUGACUCUCGCAGAGAAUCCGGGACCUCAGGAAAAGUUAGGGUUUCUUGACUUUGCUCCGAUUACAGAAAUUGUGCGAAUUUCGCUUCCCACAAUAUAUAUAAAAAAACAAAUGAAGAAGAAAACAGAGCCACCGACAAACGCCGGCGGCCCAAACACGAUGUAAAUUUAGUAACUAUGUUUUUUCUUUUGUGAUCGCUGAAGAGAGAACAAACUGUUUUAUUAGUACUUUUAUUUUAUGUAGGAAAACAAAUAUAAACAGUUUGAAAUUGUUUUUUAUUCUGUUUUUUUUUUUUUACAUUUAUUUUUUUGUUAAUUUGCGUAACACAUGCCAAAUAUUUGCGUUUUAGUAUAUAAGGAAUGAUUAGCAGGGGUAAACUAAAACCUAAACAGAUUUGCGGUCGUACGGGAUAAAGAUGAAUAUAAUAGUUUACUAUAUAGUUUUAGAAAGUGUAUGAUUACAUAUUUUCAGGGUUUUUACAACAAAUCUUCCCUAGUCAAUUGACCUCAGUAUAGACAUGCAGCAUGCAAAGGGUCCUUCUUCUCUCUAAACCCUAAUCGUCGGUGAAUUCUGAUCCCAAAACGAUUUCGCCUUUAAUCGUAAACCUACGCAAACCCUAAAUCUGGGAUUUUAUUUCUUCCUCUGUAAAACCUAAUUUGUCUCUCUGUUUGAGGCGAAUCCGAUUCGAUGUCACUCGUCCGUUGCUUAUCCCUCAGAUCGGUGCUUAACGCUCGCCGUUACCGAUCAUCUUAUGCUUGUCUUGUCCCCUUCAACUCUCGUCGCGAUGAAGAAGAAGAAGAAGAAGCUACACGCCGAUUUCCAGAAACUCGGAGUUACCACAGUUUCAUCCACCACCAGAGCUCGUUAAUUGGUGGUGUCUCAAACUUCUCCCGCAAUCGCUCUUCCUUCCACUCUCCCGCGAUUCCGUCUCAUCGCACCAUUUCGACCUUCAACUUCGCUGGCGCGAUCGGAACUGUUGAAAUCCUCACCGAUUGGGUUUUGAAAUCUGCGGUUUCUAAUGUCCAUGCUUUACACAAUGUUGCUGAUGCUCUUGCUUCACUUCAACACUUGCUUGCCUUGCUCAAUGCUUUCACAUUUUCUCAAUGGUGGGUGUGUAUCAUCGUCACAUCGCUUUUGAUUCGGGGAGUGACGAUUCCGGUUAUGAUUGAUUGGCUAAACAACAUUGCUGACUUUUUCAAGAAUGUUGGCUUGCACUCUGCUUCAGCGCAAGGGGAGGCUCUAAACAAGGCAUCACUUCUCACAAAAAGUGGAAGAGUAAUGUACACCGUGUUGGAAAAGGAGUUUCUUGGAGUGAAAGGAUCAAUCAGUGGCAAGGGCAUUCAGGUUCCUGUCUUCUGGCUUUCCACUGCAGAGUUAAGACAAAACAUGGCUGGGAUUCUUGUUUCCUGUCUUCGUGGUAAGACAUUUUCAGCGGAACUAAUCAGGAACAGAGUCUUGAGCAAAGGACGCUUAGUGAUAGUCGUUGGUGAUGGAUUCGGCCUUGAAAUCCAAAUCUUCGAUCUUGAUUUCUCUCUUAUCCUCAGGCGUCGUCAAGUCCAGAAACAGGCUCAGCAAUACCAUCAGUAUCUAUUGGAGUAGCAGGGAAACUAAUGCGACAAUGACAUAAAGCUACGAUUUAAUAACUUCGGAUUUCAUUCAGCAAUAAUUAUUUUUAUUUCUUUAUUUGUUGUUGGUUGAAAUUGAUUUCGUAACCUAUUGCGUAUUGAUGUUUACCUGUUGAUGAAGCAUGCGCAAUUUGUGAACAAAGCGUGUCUGGACUUUAGAGGACUCGAAAACUUUGGGAAAAUACUAAUAAUCAUUCUUAUUA